AUAAUUUAUGACAAAAAUGUGAAAAACCUGAUCCUUAAAAGCACGUGUGGUCAAAGUGGCAAUAAUGCAAUUUUGGUGCAAAAAUGUGGUUGUUUAGAUGGAGCUCUCACUUUAUAUACCAUCGUCCAUCGCAUUGCAAGUACUUACAUCAAAGAUCAGAACCUGACAACUGAAAUUUUUUGUAUUUUUUAAGGUGAGAAGAUGGGGUCUUUCAGUGACGAAUACGACGUCAUAAUCGUCGGCGGUGGCGUAAUGGGUAGCUCCGCUGCACACCAGCUAGCCAAAAGAGGCCAGAAAACGCUCCUUCUGGAGCAAUUCGAUUUCCUCCACCACCGCGGCUCCUCCCACGGCGAGUCACGCACCAUAUGCCCGACUUACCCGGCGGACUACUACUAUCCCAUGGUAAUGGAGUCCUAUCAACUCUGGGGCCAGGCCCAGGCCGAAAUCGGUUAUAAGGUCCUCUUCAAUGCCCCGCACCUCGAUAUCUACCGAGAUUAUGACAAGCGCCUCCGUGAAACUAUCUCCACGUGGAAAAAAAACGGCGCUACGUACGAGAUCCUCCACGACGAGCUAGUCAAGGAUAAGUUCUCCGGCAGGAUUGACAUACCUGAGGACUGGAUUGGACUCUUCACCGAGGACGGCGGCGUGAUUAAGCCCACAAAGGCGGUGUCGAUGUUCCAAACGCUGGCGUACAAAUACGGCGCCGUUCUUAGAGACAACACCGAGGUGCUAAACAUAGAGAAAGAUGAGGUGAAAGGGGUGGUAGUUACCACAACUAAAGGUGAAAAGUUUUGUGGUAAAAGGUGUGUGGUGACGGCCGGGGCGUGGACGAGCAAGUUAGUUAAAACGGUUAGUGGGAUUGAACUACCCAUUCAACCCUUGGAAACCUGUGCCCUGUAUUGGAGGAUUAAGGAGGGGCAUGAGGCUAAGUUUUCCAUUGAAGGGGAUUUUCCCACAUUUGCUAGCUAUGGAGUGCCGUAUGUAUAUGGCACACCAUGUCUGGAGUACCCGGGUUUGAUUAAAGUAGCAGUCCAUGGCGGGGACCCGUGUGACCCUGACAAAAGGCCGUGGAAACCUGGGCAUAUGAUGGAUUCAUUGAAGCAAUGGAUUGAAAGGACAUUCAAGGGAAUGGUUGAUUCGAGUGGACCUGUUGCCACCCAACUGUGUAUGUACUCAUGGACCCCGGAUGAAGAUUUCAUUAUUGAUUUUCUCGGUGGGGGGUUUGGGAAGGAUGUGGUGGUUGCAGGUGGGUUUUCUGGUCAUGGGUUCAAGAUGUCACCGAUUAUUGGGAGGAUUUUGGCUGAUCUUGUGCUUACUGGGGAGGCAGAGGGAGUAGAGAUGAAGUACUUCAGGAUUGCUAGGUUUGAGGAAAACCCCAAGGGGAACUUCAAAGAUUUUAUGCAUUAAAGUGGCCUUUGGGCAAAUCUCGUGGGUCGGUUACUGGCGAGGCCAACACCAAUAAAGUUUAUUAAUGUCUGUUUAUUUAGGAUGCAUUUGAAAUUAUUGUGAAGUGUUGUGUCUGUGUUAAAUUAUAUUGUAUUUAUA
Messenger RNA from Rubroshorea leprosula, 1545 nucleotides. The record is from the annotation of a GenBank genome assembly. Lineage: Eukaryota; Viridiplantae; Streptophyta; Magnoliopsida; Malvales; Dipterocarpaceae.